AUGAGCAAAUGUCUCGACAUCCACAUCCAUCCUUCCAAGCACGGCCAGGUCGCAGAGCUGUGCAGCACCUUGGCAGCCGUAACGGGCGUAACCUUUCAACUCAGCGAGGACGAUGUCGAAUGGCCACCCGGAGUGUCGCGGUUCGACUGGGCUAUGACACCGGGCCAGACAUGGGAUCUGUACGGUCACGCCGUUCUGAAGCUGUCGCCACCCGAAGCGGCGCGCGUUCUUGCUCUGCACCACCACAUGCCGCCAACCCCUGCAACGGUGUACAUCAAAGACACAAGCCCGCUCUCAACUAGUGGGCCGGUUCCGUACACAGUCUGUGUGGGCACGCGCGAUGAACACGUCCACGGUAGGCGUGCUAGGCGCGCACUCUGGAAGCGGCCGUCCCCGACGUCGGCAGAUAUCUAUGAUGCACUGCUACCCUGGACUACGCCCCGAUACGUGUACAGCAGUGACUACGUAUUCGAAGACUGCUCGGCCUCUUCCGAUGAAACGACGCUGCUCGAUGUCGACUGGGACGAUCAUCCGGCUGACGACAGCGUGUACGGUUGGUGUGCGACGAUUGUCUUUGCAUCUGAGUCCCACUACAUGAAGGCUCGAAAGGGAUGCGCCGGAGAGAUCUGUGGUUGGAAAAUCCUCGAAGUUAGGAUUCACCCUCUGUUCCGGGACCGCCUGCCUUACGUUCUCGAAGUUUUGUUCAAGGCGACCGGAAUCCAUCUCCCUCUCGACGAGAGCAUCAUCGUCUGGCCGUUCCAUCUCCGCGCCUGGAACAGGCAUGACUACCGUACGAACAUUGCCGACUUUGGGCGAGCACGCAUUCAACUUUCCGAGAACGCCACUGCGCGAGUGCUCGCUCUGUACAACAACCAGAUGGCGUGUCCCAGCGUGGUCUUCAUCUCUGAUCCGCUUCAACCGCGCCGCCGCCAAGGGUUUGAAGUAUUCCUCGGUACCCGCGAUCCGGUCGUGGCAUCGAUCAGGCAACGACGAGCGUUCUGGGAGCGCAAGGUGCCGACCGCGCAAGAAGUAUAUGAUGUCUUGCUGCAGUGGACGACGCCGCUGGACGUAUCGAUUCACUGUCACACCAUUGAGGCCGAGUUUGACGAGAAUGACUCGACAUUCUUUGAGCCGGAGUGGUGGUGCGAUGACUCGGACGAGACAAUCUUCGGAUGGUGUGCUGGCAUCACCUUCAGGGACGAGGAGGAGUAUAAGAAAGUCAGGAGAGAGAUCAAGGGCCGGUUCUGGGAGUGGGACAUGUGA
Molecule: messenger RNA, 1263 nt
Organism: Trichosporon asahii var. asahii CBS 2479
Lineage: Eukaryota; Fungi; Basidiomycota; Tremellomycetes; Trichosporonales; Trichosporonaceae
Exons: 3
Coding region: 1-1263 (420 amino acids)
Source: RefSeq, a predicted model, not a curated record